Corylus avellana is the source of this 2466-nucleotide messenger RNA. The record is from RefSeq and is a predicted model, not a curated record. Lineage: Eukaryota; Viridiplantae; Streptophyta; Magnoliopsida; Fagales; Betulaceae.
AUGUCUAAGUCCAUCUCUAACGCAAUCAUCAAGUUCUAUGACAAAUGGAACAUCCGGAGUUUCGUUCUAUUAAGUCUCUCACUACAGACACUUUUAAUUCUGUUUGCACCAUUCAGAAAGCGAACAGGACGUGGGUUUUUAAUGUUGCUGAUUUGGCUAGCUUACUUGGUGGCCGAUUGGGCUGCUAACUUUGCAGUGGGACUUAUUUCAAACAGUCAAAAAGAUAUUCGUCAAAGAGAUCCUCUGAAACCUGAUGAUCAUGCCGACAUUCUGGCGUUUUGGGCUCCAUUUCUUUUGUUACACCUUGGUGGUCCAGAUACCAUAACUGCUUUUGCUCUGGAGGAUAAUGCCCUCUGGCUAAGGCACAUGGUUGGGCUCAUCACCCAGGUUUCAACUACUUUCCUUGUCUUCCAUCAAUCCUUUCCCAGAAACAAGUUAUGGGAACCUACUGUCCUUCUGUUUGUCGCCGGAAUAAUCAAGUAUGUUGAAAGAACGCGUGCUUUAUUCCUUGCAAGCCUGGAUAAAUUCCGGCAAUCGAAGCUUAAAGCACCUCCUGACCCAGGGCCUAACUAUGCAAAGCUCAUGGAGGACUUCUCUUCGAAAAAAGAGGCCAAACUCCCAACUCAGAUUGAAUUGAUAGGCGCAGAACGUAAUAAAGCGUCCAAAACUGCACGUUAUGCGUCAGUAGAUGAAGACACAUUACUGGAUGAACUUAAGGCGGUAAAACAUGCUUAUUACUUCUUCGAAAUCUUCAAUGGUCUCAUCGUGGAUGUCAUCUUUAGUUUCAAGGAGCGCGAGGAGAGCCGAUUAUUUUUCCAUAAGAGAACCCCGAAAGAAGCCUUUAAUGUGCUAGCGGUUGAACUCAAUUUCAUCUAUGAACUUCUCUAUACCAAGGUUGUCGUGAUACGUUCAAUAUUUGGAUACUUUGCCCGGUUUAUAUCCAGUUGUGCGGUUGUUGCAGCUCUUUCAACCUUCUAUACAAAAGAGAAGCAUGGUUUUGGAAAGAUUGAUGUUGGAAUUACCUAUACCUUGCUCUUUGGUGCCAUAGCCUUGGAUACAAUUGCUCUCCUUAUGCUGGCUUUCUCUGAUUGGACUGCUGCUUCCAUCCUUAAGUCAUCGAGGCAAAAUAUCUGCAUAGAAGCUAUUAAGGGAUGGUUCCUCAUUCUCCUCCGAUACUAUCUCAAGCUCAAGAGGAUAAACUGGGGGAAUGGUACAAGCGAAGGCUCACCAAGUUGCUUUAGACGGGCUAGACAAAUCCUAUUCCGGAGGUGGUCUGAAUCUAUAUAUCAAUACAGCUUGAUAGAUUAUUGUCUGAAGGAACGUCCAAAAAUGAGCUGUGGUAUCUUUGAUAAUUUUGGUCAUAUGUGGAUUUAUCUCAUUGAAAAUUCGGUCUUCAAGGAUUUCUAUGAUGAGAUGAAAUAUGUGUCGAAGAAACCACUUACAGAAAAGCUAUGGGAAUUCAUUUUUUGUCAGCUAAAAAGGAAAUCUAAUCUCGCAGAAGAUCCUGGCACUACAGAGAUAAUAUGUUCAGCCCGAGGAAAAUUGGCUCUAGAGGGUAAUGAUUGGAUUAUGGAGAGUAGCAAAUUGAUGCAUUAUAUUGUCAACAUUGAUUAUAAUCAGAGUCUUAUGGUAUGGCACAUUGCUACAGAUCUGUGCUAUCAUACGAAGAGUGAUGGAGACAGUACUACUAAUCAACGUGAAUUUUGUAAAAUCAUUUCGGAUUAUAUGUUAUACCUUCUAAUUAUGCAGCCUACUGUGAUGUCUGUAGCAAGAAUUGACGAAAUAAGAUUCCGCCAUACAUGUGCUGAGGCCAUAGAAUUCUUUACCAGAAAGGAACCAAAAGUACAAGAAAAGGCAUGUGAAAUGAUCCUUGAAGUAAAUACUGAUGUGACACCUGUUGCUAUCAACGAAGAUAGAAGCAAAUCUGUGUUGUUCGAUGCAUGUAUUCUCGCAAAAGAGCUAUUAAACUUGGAGGGGCAGAAGAGAUGGUGUCUAAUGAGUGAAGUGUGGGUGGAAAUGUUGUCUUAUGCUGCAAGCCAUUGCAGGCCCAAUACUCAUGCUGCUCAACUUAGCCAAGGAGGAGAGCUUAUCACAUUUGUCUGGUUAUUAAUGGCUCAUUUUGGCAUAGGGAAUGAGUUCCAAGUACAUCAAAUGGAGGACCCUGCAAAAGCAAAAUUCAUUGUGGGGGCUCGAGGACGCAGACAUAGAAGCUGCAGUUUUCCCAGCGAAAGCAGUGGAACAACAGCAUCACGGGCUGGUAUACCAAAAAAAGGAAAAGCUCCGAUGAACACCGGUGUAACACCGGUGAGUGAAGGAAGAACAAUUACGGAUGAGGGGAGUCUUAAUGGUAAGGGCGCAGACAAAGGCGAGAAUACUGGGGCAGCUAUUGAUGGAUCGGCAGUUAAUGAUUAUGUGGGCUCAACAUCCGUUAUGGAAAAGAAAGGAGAAAAUAACAAGGAAGAGUAG